CAACCCAAGUUUUUCAAAGAUCUACCAAGCAAGGUUAGAACCAUUCAUUUUAGGGAGUGCAUUGGAUCGCAACUUCCCCGAAAGGCAUUCUCUGGGUCAAAGUAUAUACGGAUCUUGGACCUGAGCGGAUGUUCGUCUGAAGGGCAAUCUAUCCCUGUUAGUAUGGCGUUGCCAUCCUCCAUUCGUCAACUGAUGCUGCUAGCUUAUCUUGAUGUCUCAGGCUUGCCAAUUGCAGCACUUCCUAAAUAUUUGCAUAUGUUUCAGAAUAUGCAAACUCUAAUUCUAUCCAAUUGCUCUCUUGAAACCUUGCCUGCUAAUAUUGGUAACCUACACAAGCUUUGUUAUCUAGACUUAUCAGGGAAUAGUGACCUCAGUAAACUUCCGACAUCAUUUGGAAACCUUCUCAAACUUUCUCUCCUCAGCCUAUCUGGGUGUACUAAACUUGAAGAAUUGCCUGAAUCAAUCCACAACCUUAAAUGCUUAGAACAACUAGACAUGUCAGGUUGUUGUGCUCUUCAAAAUCUCCCUGAUGAAUUUGGCAGCCUUUCUAAGCUCUCAUUUGUAAACUUGACAAGUUGUUCAAAGCUAACCAAACUACCAGGCAAUUUUAACCUUGAGUCUCUUGAGCAUCUAAUCCUUUCAGAUUGCCAUGAGCUAGAAAACCUACCAGAAGAUUUUGGGAUUCUUUAUAGACUAGAGGUUUUGGACCUGUCUGAUUGCUACAAGAUUCCAGUGUUACCAGAAUCCUUCUGCCAACUUAAACAUUUGAAAGACCUCAAUCUUUCAGACUGCCAUGGCCUCAAACAACUCCCUGAAUGCUUCGGGGACCUUUCUGAGCUCCAGUUUUUGAACCUCACAAGCUGUUCUAAGCUACAGUCAUUACCCCAAUCAUUAUGCAACAUAUUUAAGUUGAAGCAUCUCAAUUUGUCAUAUUGUAUAAGGAUUGAACAUCUUCCGUCUUUGUUUGGUGACCUUCAACUUCAAGUCUUGAACCUUACUUGUUGUUAUAGUCUGCGAGACAUGCCAGAUAGUAUCAGCGACAUGGCUAGCCUCACGCUGCUUGAUGUUAUUUCAGGAACAAAAGGUGUGCUUGAUAAGGCUUGGUCCAUUAAAGAGUGUCUAAAUUUACCUGGCCGUGAAGAACAUGAUGUACAUGAGAUAGAAAAUGGAGAGUGUUGCAGUAUAGUGGAGCUUGGGAAACUAAGUUGUCGUGCACUGGGAAUUCAACAUCUUGAAAAUGUUGAGCGGCUGGACAAUGCAAGGGAAGCUAAGUUGCGUGAUAUGACUGACCUUCGGGAACUAACUUUGUCAUGGGGACUUGGUGGCACGAGAAAUGUGGACAAGGAUGAAGAGGUGCUUGAGAACCUAUUACCUCCUCGAACUCUUGAAAGUUUUAUGGUACAUGUGCAAGGAUUUCCCUAACUGGGUGUCUGGCAUCUCCUCCUACCUCCCUUGUCUCAUUUACUUAUGUCUUUCUAAUUUAGCAACAUGUGAUUCUCUUCCUGCAUUUGGACGGUUGCCAAACCUGAGAUUUUUUUGUAUGAAGAAUAUGCCCACCAUUAGAAAAAUUGGCAGAGAAUUCUACGAUGGGGAAGGGAAUUGCAAGAAAUUAAGAAUUAUUUGGUUAGAACGAAUGGAUAACUUCGAAGAAUGGUGGACAACGCGGUCGGGUGAAGAAGAUAGAGAGUUCUUAAUCCCUAAUUUGCAUUUUUUGAAGGCAGUUGACUGCCCAAAGUUGAGUUUCCUCCCGUAUCCCCCUAGAAGUAUGCACUGGUCAUUGGACAAUAGCGAUAAGGUGUUGCCAGAACGAGGGUUUGGGAGCCUUGCAUCUUCCACUCUUCCUUUUCGUGUGGUCAUCAACAACUGCAAAUAUCCCCCUGACAUGUGGGUAAGAUUUCAACAUCUUGCCACCAUUGAGAUUUUUCAAGUUGAAGGUUGCAGUGGGCUGAGGACCUUUCCAGACAUCCUUCAAAGCUUCGUCUCCCUCAGAGAGCUAUAUUUGUGCUCGUGGGAGAACUUGGAAAUAUUGCCCGAAUGGCUGGGGCAGCUCAUUUGCCUAGAAGUCAUUGAAUUCAUCAAUUGCCCUGUGUUGACUACUCUGCCUACAAGCUUACAAAACCUUACCUCUCUGAGGGAACUGUUGUUGCGGGGAUGCAAAGGGCUGGAGACACUUCCUGAAGGGAUGGGCCGGCUUAUUUCCUUGGAGAAGUUUAUCAUCAUGGAUUGCCCCAAGCUGACUUUUCUGCCUGAAAGCAUGAAGAACCUAACCGCAUUGAUAGAGCUGCAUUUGGAUGGAUGCAAAGGGCUAGAGACACUACCAGAAGGGCUGGGGCUACUCAUUUCUCUGAAAAAGUUUGUCAUCAGCAAUUGUCCCAAGCUGACUUAUCUACCUGAAAGCAUGAAGAAACUAGCCACUCUGAUAGAGCUGCGGUUGGAUGGCUGUAAACGGCUGGAGACACUACCAAAAUGGUUAGGGCUGCUCAUUUCUCUGAAAAAAAUUGUCAUCAACAAUUACCCUAUGCUAACUUUUCUGCCUGAAAGUAUGAAGAACCUAACUGCUAUGAAAGUGUUGUAUUUGUAUGGAUGCAAAGAGCUAGAGAUACUGCCAGAAGGGCUGGGGAUGCUCAUUUCUCUGGAAAAGUUUGUCCUCAUCGAUUGCCCCAAGCUGACUUUUCUACCUGAAAGCAUGAAGAACCUAACCGCUCUUAUAGAACUGCGGUUGGAUGGAUGCAAAGGGCUAGAGAUACUGCCAGAAGGGUUGGGGCUGCUUAUUUCCCUUGAGAAGUUUAUCAUCAACAAUUGCCCCAAGUUGACUUUUCUGCCUGAAAGUAUGAAGAACCUAACCGCUCUUAUAGAGCUGUGGUUGGAUGGAUGCAAAGGACUAGAGAUAUUGCCAGAAGGGCUGGGACUGCUCAUUUGCCUAGAGAAGUUUAUCAUCAUGGAUUGCCCAAAAUUGACUUUUCUGCCUGAAAGCAUGAAGAACCUAACCGCUCUGAUAAGGCUGCUGUUGGAUGGAUGCAAAGGGCUGGAGAUAUUGCCAGAAUGGUUAGGGAUGCUCGUUUCCCUAGAGGAGUUUAUCAUCAUCGAUUGCCCUAAGUUGACUUUUCUGCCUAGUAGUAUGAAGAACCUAACCGCUAUAACAGAGUUGCGUUUGGAUGGAUGCAAAGGAUUAGAGAUACUGCCAGAAGGGUUGGGGCUGCACAUUCCACUGAAAAGGUUUGUCAUUAACGAUUGCCCCAUGCUGACUUUCCUGCCAGAAUUGCUUGGACAUCUCACUGCCCUAAAAUGCCUUGAUAUCCAAAGUUCUCCCAAUUUGACAUAUUUGCCUGAAAGCAUGAAGAAUCUUACUGCUCUUGAAGAACUAUGGUUGGAAGGGUUCAAUAGCCUUCCGGAAUGGAUAGGGCAGUUCAUUUAUCUGAAAGAAAUUAGCAUCUUCGAUUCCCCCAACUUGACAUCUUUGCCAGAGAGCAUAUGGAACAUUACCACCUUAGAAUUAUUAUAUAUUUAUUUUUGUCCAAGACUGGCUGAAUGGUGCCAAAGGGAGGAUGCUAACAAGAUAUCUCGCAUCCCAAAGAUUAUGUUAGAUGGUGAAAUAUUUAUACCGGGACAAGCAAUCGAUGGAUGAGAGAGCGAAUCAAGGCAGAGUGAACCAUAGAUCAAGCGGUCUUUUGCCCAGGACAGAAUGUGUAGAGAGCAAAAAAGGAGGGACGAAGCAAAAUUCUAAAUCAGUCAAUUCCAACAACUUCUGAAUAUUAUUUCACCUUCAAGAGGCUGGAAGCUCCGUCAGGGGCGUCCUCUGGCCUCGGCCGUGGUACUCGAAGCUGUCGCUCAAGCGGCAGUUCGCCGUCACAGGCGCCACGUCCGGCGUGGCGUGUCCUUCUUCGGGAGUGGGCCGUACAAUCUGAUGCCGCUGUCCGCCGACGCCGUCCGACGUGAGCAGCAUCCUCUCCUACAACGACCAAGGUCAGGACCAAUGAACCCCUCGACGAACAGCAUCUACCUCCGGGGCAUCUCCGUCAACCAAGAAGAAGUCCGGCCGCCUCCCUCCAGGCGUCGGCGUGCUCAUGUCAUGACUCGACGUGGCCGCGCGCGCCCUACACUGCACCGUCCUGCGACGCCAAGGAAGGCGACGCCACCGAGGAUCGAUACCGUGCAUGCCGAGCGUGAGCCCGUUGGAGGAUUCACCUGCGCCCAUGACACGCGGAGGCGGCGGCGGGGAACUGGAUGAUGAUCGAUCGGUGUUGAGUUGUGAACCAAAGUUCAUUUGCACAUAAUAAAUAUCAGUUUCUGCUGGAGCGAAGCGCCCCCGCGGUAUGGAUCGUUAUCCUUUAGGGUUUCACCUUCAUGUAUAUACCUCUUAUAAGCCGCCAUUCGGUGUUGUAACUUUACCCCGAUACAGUGAAGAUAUUUUAUUGGCUGGUGUCAGUGAUUUUUUCUCU
Messenger RNA from Oryza sativa Japonica Group (Japanese rice), 4439 nucleotides. The record is from RefSeq and is a predicted model, not a curated record. Lineage: Eukaryota; Viridiplantae; Streptophyta; Magnoliopsida; Poales; Poaceae.